UGCCUACAAAAAGAUGCCAUUACUAAUUCUCGCUUGAACCUACACCGGAAGUACUUCCUAUAACCUUUCACACCUCGAUCUGUUCAAAAGUGGCAUGAGGCUGGCGGGCUAGCAGCAACGUUUGUUUACACUGAAGACUACUGGAUCAUAUUUUGCUUUCUAUAGGGCGAAUCUCAUCAGUCCCUCAGUGUCAGAGAUGCCGUCCGCCAUGGGACCCAGCACUCCUGCUGCUGCCCUGGCCGAAGCGCUGGAGAGCUCUGGUCGGAUCAUAGACCAACACCUUCAGGAAGACCGCUGCUUCCCUGACCUCUCAGAGCUUCUUAAUGUCCCCUCUCACAACAUGCCAUCUUUGUCUGGGGGGUCGGACAUGGACUACCCUCUUCAGGAACCUGGGCUGCUCAGUGUGCCAAACCUCCCUGAGCUCAGUGCAGUCCGCAGGGUUCCCCUACCUCCUGAGCUGGUGGAGCAAUUCAGCCAUAUGCAGUGCAAUUGUAUGAUGGGAGUUUUUCCUGAAAUCUGUCGGGCGUGGCUCACCAUUGACAACGAUAUCUUCAUGUGGAAUUAUGAGGAUGGGGGGGACGUUGCAUAUUUUGACGGCCUCAGUGAAACCAUCCUGUCCGUGGGGCUGGUCAAACCUAAAGCAGGGAUUUUCCAGCCACACAUCCACUUCCUGUUGGUCCUAGCCACUCCUGUGGAUGUGGUGAUCCUGGGGCUCAGCUUCCCUAAAGCUCAGGCAGGGUUGAAUGACAGCAUGUCUGGAGGGAUGCAGUUGCUCCCAGACCCGCUGUACUCCAUCCCCACAGACAACACCUACCACCUGGCCAUCACCUCCACCGAUCUGGGACGCAUCUUCCUGGCAGGGAAAGAUGGCUGCCUGUAUGAGGUAGCCUACCAGGCCGAGGCAGGCUGGUUCAGCCAACGAUGCAGGAAGAUUAACCACUCCAAAAGCAGCCUGUCCUUCCUCGUCCCCUCUCUGCUCCAGUUCUCCUUCUCUGAGGACGACCCGGUUGUGCAGAUUGCCAUUGACAACUCUCGUAACACUCUCUUCACCCGCUCAGAGAAGGGGGUUAUACAGGUGUAUGACCUGGGUACAGAUGGGCAGGGUAUGAGCCGUGUGGCGGCCAUGUCACAGAGUUCUAUCGCAGCUGCAGCAGGAAACAUUGCCAGGACCAUAGAUCGCUCUGUGUUUAAACCCAUCGUACAGAUCUCUGUGAUAGACAGAUUUGAGUCCUCCGACUGCCACCUGCUGGCUGUCACUCACGCAGGAGUGCGUCUCUACUUCAGCACCACUCCCUUCGCCCCACCACAUGCCAAGCACCCAGUGGCACGCCCUAAUCUGCUAGCUCUGGUCCAUGUCCGCCUGCCUCCAGGCUUCUCUGCCUCCUCCACCCUGCAGAAGCCUGCCAAGGUCCACAAGGCUCUGUACAGCAAAGGAGUUCUCCUGAUGACAGCGUCUGAGACUGAGGACAGUGACAUCCUGUGGUGUAUCAACCAUGACUCAUUUCCCUUUAAGAAACCCCUGAUGGAGGCCCAGAUGAUGUCCAAUGUAGAUGGCCACUCCUGGGCGCUAUGUGCCAUCGAGGAGGAGAAAGCACCUAAAAUCUCUACCCCCCUGAAUAAUGAUCAGGUUCCCCUCACUGCCUCUCCUGUCGUGGUGCAGCAACACAAUGUCCCUCCACAGAAGUUUGUCCUUCUUUCUGCCAAGGGAAGUCACAUCUUCCACAAGUUGCGGCCGGUGGACCAGCUGCGCCACCUACUGGUGAGCAGUGCUGGUGGAGAGAGUGAAGAAGUCGAACGCUUCUUCAAACUGCACAGGGAGGAGCAGGCAUGUGCCACUGCUCUGAUUCUGUCCUGCUCCAGUGCUGCCAGCGACAGAGAGGUGUCACAGUGGGCCACCAGAGCCUUCUUUAGAUAUGGAGGAGAGGCUCAGAUGAGGUUCCCCUCGUCUCAUUCUGCUCCUAGCAACGUUGGAGCGCUUUUCGGCUCUCCUGUACCAGGUUCCCCUAUGCCUGUUGGUAGCAGCCCCAUGCCUAACCCUAGUUUCCUAGCUACGCCGGCUCCAGGUAUGAUGCCCCAGAGUGUGUCUACGCCCUAUGUACCACCCUUGCCCUCCGCCCCAAUCACUGGCAUGUCCUCUGGGCCAGAGGUGGUCUUCUCAGGGAAACACAAUGGCAUCAGUGUCUACUUCACACGCAUACUGGGUAAUAUCUGGGACGGGAGUCUUGCUGUUGAGAAGAUAAUCAUCAAAGGAAACCAGGCUGUCAGUAUUUUGGAGAGCACAGCCUGCUCAUCUCAUCUGGAGUCAGUUCUUCUGGAGCUCCGUGGUCUGAAGGACUUCCUGGAUAAGAACUCCCAGUUCAGCCCCUCAUCUCUGGGUGCAGCCAGUUUCAGCUCCCCAGCCAAUCUGCAGCAGCGGCUGCUAGGUUUCAUGCGGCCUGAUGGAGGAGCCAGUUCUCAGCAGGAACUCCAGAGGAAGUACCACACCGAGGCUCAGGUCUAUGAGAAGAUGUCCCUGCAGUGUAUCCAGCAGCUGGUGCAUCGCUCCUGUCAGACCCUGGCCCUGUGGAAGCUGCUGUGUGACCACCAGUUCAGCCACGUCAUCUCUGAACUACCCAAGGAGUUCCAGGAUCAGGUGAAGGGGGUGAGUUUUAAGGACGUGGUGAUCCGGGGUCGGGAGCUGUCCGGAGCCCUGAUCACAGCCCUCAUCAACGUCUACAUCAAAGACUCUGCCUCUGUAGAUUCCAUUAGCACCCACCUCAGAGACAUCUGCCCCCUACUGUACAGCAAUGACGACAGCGUCUGCUCAAAGGCUAAUGAGUUGCUGCAGGGCUCCAGACAGAUCCAGACUAGGACAGAUAAGGAGAGAACACUGAGAGAGUCACUACAGCUCUACCAGCUGAUCAGCCAUCACACAGACCUGCCACUGGUCUGCUCCCAGUACAGACAGGUGCGUUUCUAUGAGGGGGUGCUGGAGCUGUGCCUGACUGCAGCGGAUAAGAAGGAUCCUCAGAGGCUGGGACCUCACUUCUAUAAGAAUGGAGAGCCAGAGGAGGACCAGGCUGGAGCACUGGCCUUUCAGGAGAGGUUGUCAUGUUAUAAGUGCAUCACAGAUACCAUGCAGGAGCUGGUGAACCAGAGUAAAGCUGCUCCUCAGUCUCCCAGCGUCCCUAAGCAGCCAGGACCCCCUGUCAUGACCUCUGACCCCAACAUGCUGAGCAAUGAGGACGCUACCGCCCACUUUGAGCAGAUUAUUGGUCUGGCCCAGAAGUCACAGGAUGAACUCUUCCACAUAGCCCUCUAUAACUGGCUGAUACAGGCUGACCUCACUGACAAGCUUCUGGAGGUGAACUCUCCUUACCUGGAGGAACACCUGAUGCACAUGAUCAAACAGGAGCAGAGUAAGGUGCGGAACAUGGACCUGCUGUGGAGAUACUAUGAGAAGAGCCGCAGCUUUGGCAAGGCAGCUCACGUCCUGGCCAGGCUCGCUGACAUGCUCAGUACUGAGAUCUCUCUGAAGCAGAGGCUGGAGUACAUCUCCAGGGCCAUCCUGUCAGCCAAGAGCUCCUCCUGCAUCUCUGCCCAGGGAGCUGAGGGGGAGUUCCUGCACGAACUGGAGGAGAAGAUGGAGGUGGUCCGUAUUCAGGUCCAGAUCCAGGAUACUCUGAGCAGACAGUACUCCAAGCAUCCCUCUGUACAGGGAGCUGUGUCACAACUAGAUUCAGAGCUUAUGGACAUCACCAAGCUGUAUGGGGAGUUUGCAGAUCACUUCCGUUUGUCUGAAUGCAAGCUGGCCAUCAUCCACUGUGCGGGCCACUCUGAUCCCAUCCUGGUGCACUCUCUGUGGCAGGAGAUCAUGGAGACGGAGCUGGGUGACGGUGUGGCCAUGAGUCCAGCCGACAGGAUGAGAGCUCUGAGUCUCAAACUGGUGUCUCUGGGAAAGAUCUAUGCUGGAACACCCAGAUACUUCCCUCUAGAAUUCCUUGUGAAGUUUUUGGAACAGGAGGUGUGUCGUCUGAACUGGGACGUGGGCUUCGUCACGUUCACCAUGCAGGAGAUCGGCGUACAGCUGCCCCGUCUGCUGGAGGUCUACGACCAACUCUUCAAGACACGGGAUCCGUGUUGGCAGCGUCUGAAAAAGCCUCUCCACCUGGUAGAGUGUAUCCAUGUGCUGCUGUCAGGAUACGUAGAGGAUCCCAGCAAAGUACCAACAUAUGACCGACGGCGGUUCACUAAUGUGUGUCUGGAUAACAUCUGUGGUUACCUGGUGGAGCUGCAGUCCCUGAGUCCCAACUCUGCCCUGCAGCUCACCAUCGGCAACUUCAAGGCCCUGCAGGCCAAGCUGGAGAAAGUUCACUGAGGAGGUCUCCAAGAGUCAGGGGUCACAGGAGGAUCCGCGAUUAAAGGAACAGAAUGAGACUGCUACUAUUGGAGUGCUAAAUACAGAGACCUCAAGAUUGAUAGAGGUUUACAGUUCUAAAUAACAUGAUUUGAACGAUUCCCUUCCUCUCUUUGUAGAUCUUCUGUUGUGGCUGAUUUCUGAUAGUGGAGUGACAUUGAGAAUACAGUUUGGUCUAUGUCUGCAGUUACGUCUCAAAGGACUAACACCCCCGCAUUUCUCAUGAAGAGGGGGGUAUUGACCAGCUCGCUCUACACCCCUAUCUUCAGAUGUUUUACAUCCUGUUUUUAACUUAUUUUAUAAGUACAGUAUGCAUUUUGUUUUGUGAACAAUAAUCCUAGAAGUUAUGUUAAAAAGAGGUGAGGACACUUAUUGGUGUCUGAGUGAAUUGUAUUGGUCUCACAAAAAUGUAUGUUGGGCAAACAUGAACUGUUGUUCAGACACCGACUGGGAGAGUACAAUACUUUACAGGGAUGGGAUCUUCAUUUAAACCCACAUCAUGGAGUUACUGUACUUCUCAUGUGGGUCAAAUCUAGAAUGUACGUAUGUUGAGGAGAAAUGCACUUACAUGAUUGCUCUGAUGGCUUGGUCAUUUUGUUUAAACUUAAAUCCACUUGCUGGAAAUCCUGCUGAUGUCAUUCCUGACAGUGUCUUUUCCUCUACAUGCCAUGAUUCAGUCAUAAGUAUUGCAAUUUGUUACAUGGAUAUUGUGAUUUGAGGACGCUGUCUUAAUCACUCCGCUCAUUUAAGCCCCUUUUUAAUCCCCCCCAGAUGUCAAGAAGACGUUGUUAAGCUUAUUGUAUUUGGGUUUGUCUGUACCUAUCAACCUCUAUCUGUAAUACAAAGGGGAAUAUUCUGCCAAAGGUUUAUAACAACAAUGACAACUAAACCUUUCUUUUUA
Molecule: messenger RNA, 5297 nt
Organism: Coregonus clupeaformis (lake whitefish)
Lineage: Eukaryota; Metazoa; Chordata; Actinopteri; Salmoniformes; Salmonidae
Product: nuclear pore complex protein Nup155
Exons: 34
Coding region: 197-4357 (1386 amino acids)
Biological process (GO): RNA export from nucleus; protein localization to nuclear inner membrane; protein import into nucleus
Cellular component (GO): nuclear pore; nuclear pore inner ring
Molecular function (GO): structural constituent of nuclear pore
Source: RefSeq, a predicted model, not a curated record